AGUAAGUAAAUGUCCUUUUCUUUACCUGAACCAAAAACUCUUCCUCCAUUACAUGUGGUUAUUGCACCGUGGACUUCUCCAUGCCUCGACAAGCACUUCUAGCAGAGUUUCCUUUGAAAUCAAGCUUGUUUUUGGGGUUUCUGCCUCGGAAAUGCAGCAUUUUUAAUUUGUUCCUGACUUGCUUGAUCCUGGGUUUUCUAUCUAUGCUCUGGUUGCAACUCAGCUGUACUGGUGGUGAUGUGAACAAGAGAGCAAUUCAGGAUGAAGUCUCUUCUCAGAAGUCCUGCCCCCAGAUUCCUAGGACUGUGAAUGAAGAUCCCUCAUGGGGUCCUCACCGGCUUGCUUUGCUGAUCCCUUUUCGGGAGCGAUUUGAAGAACUUAUGAGCUUUGUUCCUCAUAUGCAUCAGUACUUGAUACAGAAAAAAAUCCUUCAUCAUAUUUUCAUCAUCAAUCAAGUGGAUCAUUUUCGAUUUAAUAGAGCUUCUCUGAUUAAUGUGGGCUUCCUGGAGAGCGGGAAUGAAACGGAUUACAUAGCAAUGCAUGAUGUGGACCUGUUGCCUCUUAACCUUGAUUUGGAUUAUGGCUUCCCGGAUAAGGGACCGUUCCACGUGGCCUCCCCAGAGCUGCACCCACUUUAUCAUUACAAGACAUAUGUGGGAGGGAUUCUGCUGCUCACCAAACAGCAUUAUGAAAUGUGCAAUGGAAUGUCCAAUCGAUUCUGGGGAUGGGGUAGGGAAGAUGACGAGUUUUACAGAAGGAUAAAAGGAGCUGAACUAGAGCUCUUUCGUCCGACAGGAAUAAGCACAGGAUACAAAACUUUCCGUCACAUACAUGACCCUGCAUGGAGGAAGCGAGACCAGAAGAGGAUUGCUGCUCAGAAGCAGGAGCAGUUUAAAGUGGAUCGGGCAGGAGGUUUGCACAGUGUUAAGUAUCGUGUGGAAUCAAGGUCAGAGGUCACCAUCAGUGGAGCCCCUUGCACAGUACUGAAUGUUCUCCUGGAAUGUGACUUGGGGCACACACCAUGGUGUGUCUUUAACUGAGGCCCGACAGCUAUUUCCAACAAGUCUGAUGAAAUUUUAGCCAAUAAUGAACUCCGAGACAUUUUUUAUACAAUAAUAAACAGCACCCAAUUCUACAGAGUGCUCAUAUUUUAUUUGGGAUUUUACACCAAAUGACCUACCACAUGGACCUGCAAGUAUCCAACAAUGAAGGAAAACCGUUUAUUUACGGGAUUAAUGUCUACAUGAAAGUUGCCUUGCCAUUCUGUUUGGUAAAAAGACUGUUACUUUA
Molecule: messenger RNA, 1290 nt
Organism: Xenopus laevis (African clawed frog)
Lineage: Eukaryota; Metazoa; Chordata; Amphibia; Anura; Pipidae
Gene: b4galt7.S
Product: xylosylprotein beta 1,4-galactosyltransferase, polypeptide 7 S homeolog
Exons: 6
Coding region: 81-1040 (319 amino acids)
Biological process (GO): glycoprotein biosynthetic process; proteoglycan biosynthetic process; glycosaminoglycan biosynthetic process
Cellular component (GO): Golgi membrane; Golgi cisterna membrane; Golgi apparatus
Molecular function (GO): xylosylprotein 4-beta-galactosyltransferase activity; glycosyltransferase activity; galactosyltransferase activity
Source: RefSeq, a predicted model, not a curated record